This is a messenger RNA of Myripristis murdjan (pinecone soldierfish), 1699 nucleotides long. RefSeq names its product gap junction protein, alpha 5a (gene gja5a). The record is from RefSeq and is a predicted model, not a curated record. Gene Ontology annotation, cellular component: connexin complex. Bases 119 to 1270 code for a protein of 383 amino acids. Gene Ontology annotation, molecular function: gap junction channel activity involved in atrial cardiac muscle cell-AV node cell electrical coupling. Lineage: Eukaryota; Metazoa; Chordata; Actinopteri; Holocentriformes; Holocentridae. Gene Ontology annotation, biological process: cell-cell signaling; atrial cardiac muscle cell to AV node cell communication by electrical coupling; heart development. The transcript has 2 exons.
GAUUUCAGCAUCCUCACCUGCCGUCUGUCAAGCUGAAGGAAGACUUGUCUCGCUUGGGGACGACAACACAGCAACUCCAGGGCAGGACAGCAGGUGUGUAUUCGGCCUGUGAGCAGUGAUGGGGGACUGGAGUCUCCUGGGGAAUUUCUUAGAGGAGGUCCAGGAACACUCCACGUCAGUGGGGAAGGUCUGGCUCACCGUCCUCUUCAUCUUCCGCAUCCUGGUGCUGGGCACAGCAGCUGAGUCCUCCUGGGGCGACGAGCAGAGCGACUUCCUGUGUGACACGCAGCAGCCCGGUUGUACCAAUGUGUGUUACGACCGCGCCUUCCCCAUCGCACACAUCCGCUACUGGGUCCUGCAGAUUGUCUUCGUGUCCACGCCCUCCCUCAUCUACAUGGGUCACGCCAUGCACAUAGUGCGCAGGGAGGAGAAGCGCAGGAGAAAGGAGCAGGAGGAGAGGGAGGAGAGAGGGGAGGGCGGGGGAGACCUGGAGGGGGAGAAAGAGUACCUGCAGCAGAGGGAGAGCGGGAAGGAGCUGAAGUCUGACGCACCUGGAAGUAUUCGCCUGAAAGGGGCAUUGCUGCAGACUUAUAUCCUGAGCAUCAUCAUCCGUACGGUGAUGGAGGUGACUUUCAUUGUGGUGCAGUACCUGAUCUACGGGGUGUUCCUCAGGGCACUGUACCUCUGCAAGGCCUGGCCCUGCCCCAACCCCGUCAACUGCUACAUGUCCCGGCCAACGGAGAAGAACGUCUUCAUCGUCUUCAUGCUGGUGGUGGCCGGCGUGUCCCUGCUGCUCUCCGUGGUGGAGCUCUACCACCUUGGCUGGAGGAGGGUGAAGAAGUGCAUACGCAACAGGGCUGCCCAGAAGAACAGCCAGAGAACUGUGGCUGUGUCUGCGGCCUUGGAGCCCAACAGCCCUCCUCGGCCCUCCGCCUCCUGCACGCCCCCUCCUGACUUCAGCCAGUGCCUGGCCGCUCCAGGCUCCAUGAAUCCCAUGACCUCUAUGACCUCCUUGGCCUCUCAUCCCUUCAGCAACAGGAUGGCGCUGCAGCAGAACUCGGUCAACUUGGCCACGGAGCGCCACCACAGCCGCGACCACCUGGAGGACGAGGCAGACUUCCUGAGGAUGACCUACGACCAGACGCCAGCAGACAUGCCCAACGGCUGCUCCACCUCUCCUUUGCUGCCUGCCAGCUACACGAGGGACAAACGGCGCCUGAGCAAGACCAGCGGUAGCAGCCGGGUUCGCCAAGAUGACCUGGCAGUAUAGAUUUAAAACUAGAGAGAGUGGCUGAGGGUGGGAGAGAUGGACCUUCACAGUCAGGAGGAAAGAUCAGUUUAGGCAGAUGUGUAAAAGGAGAUGGAGGGAUCAGUCAGUGGCUCAGUGACCACAGGGAAGGUAUCAACCUCUGAAGCCUGAACCAGGCAACUGUGGAUGUUCUAAAGGUCCUCGCAGAAACAAACAGUGACACUGGGUGAGCUCUGUGACUGGAUACAGUUUGUGAAAAAAGGCUGUCACUAAGCUUGAAAAACAGACAACUGAACUGAAAAUAGAAAAGAAAAAAGAAAAAAAAAACACAGAACGGGGUAAAAACUGUGAUACCUGACAUUUGCACAAUGUAUAUUUUUGAUAAAGUUGUCCAGUUAUAUCAGCAGUAAAAGCCAAAAAACAGAGAGAGAGAGAGAGAGAGAGAGAGAG